GGAUGCUCCAUCUGCUGGUGGCUGACUUCAUUUUUUUUUUCUCCGGGGUGGUGGCCGCUGUUUUGCUCCAUAACUCCCAGUUUAACCCACGAAAGCAUGGGAAUGUUGCGUAGAGAUUUCUGAGUAAACUCGAGUUAAAGUGUGAAACAAGUUACUGUAAGUGUACCAGUUGCUGUUCCGCACCGGUGGGGCUGUGUUGUAGCACCGGAGGCCGAUAGCAGGAGGCUGUUGGAACGUCUCUCCAGCGAGCAGUUCCGGACAAAGGAAAAGGAGACCUGAGCUAACGUUAGCUGGCUCUUCUUGAGCUAACUUAGCAUUCCUUAGCUGCGGCGCGAUGCAGGCCAUAAAGUGUGUUGUUGUCGGGGACGGUGCUGUGGGUAAGACCUGUCUGCUCAUCAGCUACACCACCAAUGCCUUUCCUGGAGAAUACAUCCCCACAGUGUUCGACAACUACUCCGCCAAUGUGAUGGUGGACGGGAAGCCGGUGAACCUGGGCCUUUGGGAUACAGCAGGACAAGAAGAUUAUGACAGACUCCGCCCACUUUCCUACCCUCAGACGGAUGUGUUCCUUAUCUGCUUUUCUCUCGUGAGUCCUGCCUCGUUUGAAAACGUCCGUGCCAAGUGGUAUCCUGAGGUUAGACACCAUUGUCCCAACACUCCCAUCAUCCUUGUGGGCACCAAGUUGGAUCUGAGAGAUGACAAGGACACCACGGAGAAGCUGAAGGAGAAGAAGCUGUCUCCCAUUACCUAUCCUCAAGGCCUGGCCAUGGCCAAGGAGAUCGGUUCUGUCAAGUACCUGGAGUGCUCAGCCCUGACUCAGCGUGGCCUUAAAACUGUGUUCGACGAGGCCAUCCGAGCCGUUCUGUGCCCUCCACCUGUCAAGAAGCGGGGCAAGAAGUGCUCUCUCCUCUAAAACUUCCUGCAGUGGAUUGAUUUUUGUGGAACGUGAGCGUUAGUGGUGAGGGUGGCUAAAGUCACAAGAGAAACACACGAGUAUGCACACCAACCAUCUACACCCGAUCCUGUCCUUCCAUACGUAGUUAGAGCUGUUUCCAUGAAAGGGUAAUGUGGGGUCAGAUCUUUGGACAAUUCUUCACAAACAUGAUUCAGAAUAACACGAGGCCUUCUAAACAGAUUGGAUGAUUUCUAAAGUAGACGGUGAAAUGUCUUCAAUCUACGCUCAUCAUCUGUUGUCCACCUUUUUGUUUGAUUUCAGUAUAUAUUUUGUUUGUUUACAGUCUUGGUUGUUGGUUAGGUGGGAGAAUAUGUUGCCAAAUACUAAUUGCACACAUGCUGUAUUUUAGCCGAGAAGAAAAUCUAUUAUGUGCAGAGUUUGGUCUGACAGUUUGCUGUUAUUUCAGCUCCUCAAUCAACAACUCACAUGUUCACUUCUGUUGCCUGAAUCCACUUUUUGAUUUAUUUUUUUUUGUCAUUCGUUGGUUUUCAGUCCCAAAAUCAUUCAUGCUAGAAUUGCUGAAAAUUCCAUCUUGGAGCGAAUCUACUGACACAGACAGGGCUGUUAAUUCUUUAAAAAUAUAUUAGAUCAGUAUUUUCUACAUUUUAUCCUAUUGAGCUUUUUCAAGUAAACUUUUUUUUUUACUUAAAUAUAUCCCUGGAUGCGUCUCACCUGUGUAGUUGAAAACGGGAUUACUUAUUGGAACAAGUAUCUUCAUAUGUUUGGUGAUGGGGCAACAUGAGCACCUUGAGUUGCUAUGUGGGCAUUUAUCCUUUGUGCAGCACAUUUGAUUAAGUUUCUUUCUGAGCAUCACUACUGGCUAAGUAACAUCCCUACGAGUACCUGCGCCUGCUAACCACGGCUGCUGUCGGCUACGGUGUUGUAUACCUUCUACUCAUCUUUUUGUUAUAAUCAUGAUUUGACGAUUUUGUAUCUUCUCCACAGAAGUUACACACACUCACUGUAUUAACUAACACUAUGAAUAUCCUUUGUUUAUUACCUCUACGGUUAACGCUACCCUAAUCUCCUUACCAGCCUAGCUUUUUGUAAUUAAUGCUGAUAGCGUGUCUGUGCAUCAUAUACUGAAAACUAAGAUUAGAAUCGCUACAGUGAUAUAUUUUUUGCCUAUUUACAAAAAAUUGUAUUUGAAUUAUUAGUUCAGGGGUUAAGUACAUGUUGGUCAUCUGUAUUGUAUUCAGACAUCAAGCUGUGCUUUUAUUCAAGCCAAUGUUGUGACUCUUUAGUUUUAUGGAUUAAAGACUAUUGUCACUUUUUGAAAAAGCCAAUAAAUUCAUGUAAAAAAACA
Molecule: messenger RNA, 2261 nt
Organism: Nothobranchius furzeri (turquoise killifish)
Lineage: Eukaryota; Metazoa; Chordata; Actinopteri; Cyprinodontiformes; Nothobranchiidae
Product: ras-related C3 botulinum toxin substrate 1
Biological process (GO): establishment or maintenance of cell polarity; regulation of cell shape; cortical cytoskeleton organization
Cellular component (GO): dendritic spine; cytoskeleton; cytoplasmic vesicle
Molecular function (GO): GTP binding; protein kinase binding; GTPase activity
Source: RefSeq, a predicted model, not a curated record